This is a messenger RNA of Panicum hallii, 3034 nucleotides long. RefSeq lists its product as uncharacterized. Gene Ontology annotation, biological process: cell surface receptor signaling pathway. The record is from RefSeq and is a predicted model, not a curated record. NCBI's taxonomy places the organism in Eukaryota, Viridiplantae, Streptophyta, Magnoliopsida, Poales, Poaceae. Bases 222 to 2180 code for a protein of 652 amino acids. Gene Ontology annotation, molecular function: protein binding. The transcript has 2 exons.
CCCAGUCCUUCCCCUUCCCCCAACCAAACCCGCCACCAAGAACACAGCGCACCAACCGGCCUCCCAAAACCCCACGAGGAAUCCCCCCAAUUCGCCCUGCCCUCUCGCAGAUCGUACCAUCGGCGCGCGAUUGCAGCCGAUUCGACCCCCAAUCCCCAGCUUCUCGGGUCGUGGCGCCGGUUCCUCGCCAGAAAAAUCGGCUCUUUGAUUGGGGAGCGGAGAUGGGGGAGGGGGUGAAGGCGAUGCUGGCCCGGCCGAUCCAGCUGGCCGACGAGGUCGCCAAGCAGUGCGCCGCAGCGCGGAGCUUCCGCGCCGAGUGCGCCGAGCUCAAGGCGCGCGCCGACAAGCUGGCCGCGCUGCUGCGGCAGGCGGCGCGGGCGCCGGACCUCUACGACCGCCCCGCCGCCCGGAUAAUGGCGGGGGCCACCACGGCGCUGUCCAGGGCCUCCGCCCUCGCCGCCCGGUGCGUGCGGGGACACCCGCGGCUCCGCAGCCUCUUCACGCUCAGCCCCGCCGCCGGGUUCCCGCGGGCCGUCGCGGCGCUCGACACGGCGCUCGAGGACGUCGCGUGGCUGCUCCGCAUCUCCUCGCCCGGCGCCGCCGGGGACGGCGACGAUGACUCGCUCCUCGGCCUCCCCAACAUCGCGCAGAACGAGCCCAUCCUCUUCUUCAUCUGGGACCACGUCGCGCGCCUGCACACGGGCUCCCCCGCCGCCCGCGCCGAUUCGGCCGCCAACCUCGCCUCGCUCGCUCGCGACAGCCAGCACUUCGCCAAGCUCAUCAUCGAGGAGGACGGCGUGCCGCCGCUCCUCAAGCUGCUCAAGGACGGCACCGACGAGGGCCAGGAGGCUGCCGCGCGCGCGCUGGGGCUGCUGGGAUGCGACGCCGAGAGUGUUGACAAGCUUGUGCAGGCGGGGGUGUGCUCCUCCUUCGCAGCCGCGCUCAAGGACCCUCCCAUGCGCGUGCAGGCUGCGGUAGCGGAGGCCAUCGCUGCCCUCGCCGACCGGAGCUCCACGUGCCAGGACCUCUUCGCUCAGAACAACACCGUCCGGUACCUGGUUGGCCACCUUGCCUCGGGGACCAUCCAGGAGCACAGCAGGUACUCUGUUGGCUCCAACAGCUCCAAGAACACCACUGCCUCGCCACAGCAGCCCAUGAAGUCACUCCACUCUGUGGUACUUGCCAAGACACAUAGCAUGCGCCACACCGGUGGUGAUCAUGACACCGCAAUUCACACUGAUGAGGCGCCGAGGAUGUCCAACGGAGGCGAGCAAGACGCGAAAAGGAACCCCCAUAUGCAGUCGGUGGUGCACUCUGCUAUGGCUGCCAAAACAAACACAAACGGCUCAUUUGUUCCACCGUUCAGGCCUCAGCUUGGAACUAGUGGCUCCAGUGGCCGUGGUGCUCGUGAAGUGGAGGAUCCUGAGAUCAAGGCACAUUUGAAGGCCAUGGCCGCGAAAGCUUUGUGGAAACUUGCCCAUAACCAUUUGGGUGUCUGCAAGAGCAUUACAGAGUCUCGUGCACUGCUGUGCUUUGCUGUACUUCUUGAGAAGGGUGAUGGAGAUAUGGGCACUGAGGUACAGUUCUUCUCGGCAAUGGCAAUCAUGGAAAUUGCACGUGUUGCUGAGCAUAGCCUUGUUCUGCGGCAGUCGGCUUUCAAGCCCAGCUCCCCAGCAGCUAAGGCUGUGGUUGAUCAGCUGCUCCGCGUCGUCCGCAAGGGUGAAUAUGAUGUGUUGCUCCUCCCAUGUAUCACCGCCCUUGGCUGCCUUGCACGUACCUUCACAGCUAGUGAAACCAGAGUCAUCGCCCCUCUUGUGCAGCUUCUUGAUGAGCGUGAGCCACCAGUCACCAAGGAGGCAGUGGUUGCACUCACUAAGUUCGCAUGCUCUGAGAACCAUCUACAUGUGAACCACUGCAAGGCCAUUGUCGAUGAUGGUGGUGCUCGCCACCUUGUCCAGCUUGUCUACCUCGGUGACGAAAUUCAGAUUGAGGCGCUGAUACUACUCUGUUACAUUGCACUGUAUGUACCUGAGAGCGAGGAGCUCGCGCAGGCUGGGGUGCUGGCUGUGCUGCUCUGGGCAUCAAAGCAGGCUCACAUGGUUCAGGACACACGUGUUGAGGCGCUACUGCCAGAUGCCAAGUCGAGGCUAGAGUUGUUCCAGUCCAGGGCCUCCAGAUGAUGUUGGGAACGGGAUCACUGGACAUUGUUUGGCAAUCCCUGAUCUUGAUACCUGUUGUCAAGUAGAAGAGUUUUCUUUUGCUAUCAUUGUGGCAAGUUUCACUAUCCUAGUAUACUCCCUCUACUUGUCUGAUUGAUUUGAGAUUAUUAUCUGACCAUGAUUAUUGUCACGUGGAAGAACAACAGACACUGACAUGCCGGACCCUGUCUAAGUUUCAACUGUGUGCAUGUCAGCGUCGGUUCCUACAGGUCUCAAGUCACGAAGCCAAGCUACUCACCGCAGCCCGCAGGGACAGUGACACCGCACAGGUUGGUGACAUAGAACACCUUCUCCAUGCUUAAUUUCUCCUUGGCAUCGCGGGAGCCCAGGUAGUCACAGACACAGGAUACAUGGGCAUCUGCGGCCUGCACGGUUCUGCAGCAGUCGGAAGACGGCUUCUGCUUGGGCCCCUCCUUCUGGACGUACUGCUUGCAGGUGUGCCACAGUGCAUCGAUGUUGUUCUGGCAGGUUGUACUGAGGAGAUGGUGGACCUGAAACUGCUGCUGCAGCGGCAAGGAGGAGGAGGAGCGUCGCGGCCAGGAGGCCAGCAGAGCUUAGCUGUACCAAUGAGCUCGACCAUAUCUUGUUGUGGUCUUUGGUGGACUGGGACUUCACCAAUUGGAUUGUGUUUUUGUUGUUGUAAUGUUGUGCGUUUGAGAACUAGAUGGUAAUUGGUACUUAUGGUAUCUGCUGCUUGGAGUUUGGGAUUUUGUUCCCAAGGUUGGUUUGGUUGAUUGGGGUUCUGGGGUUCCUGUGAACCGCUGCAAUGCAAUGUUAUUUUCGUGAGCUGUUUUCAUGCAGCGUGUUUUGCUUAA